This is a messenger RNA of Anisakis simplex (herring worm), 345 nucleotides long. NCBI's taxonomy places the organism in Eukaryota, Metazoa, Nematoda, Chromadorea, Rhabditida, Anisakidae. The record is from the annotation of a GenBank genome assembly.
GGUGCAGUAGCGGUGGUGGUUGUGAUAUGCGUUGGCUUCUUGUUGGUUUUGUUGGUGAUUGGAGUGCUGAAGAUGCGUGAUACACCACUUCCGAGAAAGAGACGCAAUAGGAAGAAUCAGGAUGGCACAAUGGAAUGGGAUGAUAGCGGAAUGAACAUAACGGUGAAUCCAUUGGAAGAAGUCGAAAAGAAUGCUGAUUAUUCUGAGGAUGAUGAGGAAAGUUCUGAUGGAGGCGAGAGUUAUCGGGAAGAAGAUGAACUUACUGAGGACGAAGAGGAAGCCGAGCAUGUGCUACCGCAUGUUCAAAAUGCUGGUACGAACUCAAAAACUCUUAAGAUGCUUUGA